Funneliformis caledonium is the source of this 176-nucleotide messenger RNA. NCBI's taxonomy places the organism in Eukaryota, Fungi, Glomeromycota, Glomeromycetes, Glomerales, Glomeraceae. The record is from the annotation of a GenBank genome assembly.
AUGGGAAGAGCACGUAUAGAUAAAUUUCCACGGUUAAAACUGCACGAUUCUACCGCCGAAUGGAAAACCACUAUUAAUACAACAAAUACCUUGUCAAAGCACGAAAAUGUUGGAAAAGCUCGUUCGAAAAGUUUAGUUAAGAUAGAAAGUUGUUUGGAAUGUGAGCGUUGUUUUAG